GCAAGCUGCUUUGACCGGAAACAAACUUCGUGUGCCAUGGAGACGUCUAUCCGAACGAGUGAUGCUUGAGCACGUGGUGCUGGUGGCUAUUCUCAAUGCGGCUCUUUCGCAUACCUUGGAGAGCCAUGUCACAGAGGCGGAGGUACGGAGGCAGCCGCUGAUGCGGCGCCACAGUGCCAUCAUCUCGCCCGCAGGGGUAAUCUCGCCGGAGGUGGAGUUUCCUCAGACCUGGCCCUCGCCGGUGGCCUCGACGGGUUCGGCCUUGGAGCAGGCACGCCAGCCGCUGGCCAAAGGCCCCGCGAUGCCAUCGCUGUGGCUGGGGCUGGGCCUCAGUUCUGUGGGGGUCCUGGCAACGCUCAGCCUCCUGCGGGUCCGGCGGGUGGACAUCGCCUCGGAGGAGAGCCUGCCGCCGCGGCCGGGGUCCGUGAGCUCCAGCUUGCAGAUGCUGGGCAUCACCAGCUUGAACGUAGCCUACGGUGCUAUGAUCUCCACCAUGGCCAUCUUCGUGUUGCCCAAGGAGGCUGAGCACUUCUUCCCGCGCCAGUCUUCUCUGGGCCUCGGCCUGCUGGAGCUUCUGGGGGCCUUUAGUUUGCUCUGCGGACCGGUGGCGGGCCAGAUGUCAGAUCGCCAGAAGCAUCCGCUGGGGCGGCGGCGACCAAUGGUACUGGUGGCUUCUCAGCUUGCUGUGGCCAGUACAAUUGGAUGUUGGCUGGCGUCACUAUACGGCUAUCCAGUGGCCUUUUCCGUGUGCCUCCUGGUUCAACAGAUUGCGUGGAACUGUGCCCAUGCGGCGCACAACGCGCUGCUUUCCGACAUCAUCCACCCCACCUGCACUGGCUUGGCUUCCUCGCUCCAGACCAUCAGCCUGCUGGUGGGCGGUAUGGUGGGCAUGCUGGCUUUUCAAGGCUUGACGCAGCAAGGGCUCCACCACAGCUACGUCUACGGAGUGCAGGCUGCAUUGACUUACCUCUUCCUUCCCUUGGUGCACCUGACAGCACGGGAGGCGAGCAGCCAGGCGAUGCUGCUGCCCAGCGACCCUGUGUCUAUGAGCACAGUCUUCCGCAUGGGCGAGGACAAAAGCCCGGACUUUGUGCUGGUGAUGUGGGAGCGGGGUGUGUACUACGUCGCCUCCGGCGCCAAGAGCUUCCUCCUCUUCUUCGCCAGGGAUACGCUGAACGUGACCAGCGUGGCGGAUCAGGCGUUGCUGUUGGCCCAGGCCUCCGUGGCCAUGGUGGGCACGGCGGCCCUGGGCGGGCUGCUGUCCUCCGUGCUCUUCACCCGGACCUCCAUCCAGCCCCAGAAGGUGGCCUGCGCGGGCUCGGUGAUCCUGGCGGUGGCCUGUCAGUUCUGGGUGUGCCCCUACUUCGAGGCCAAGAGCAAGGCGGCGCUGCUGGGCUUCUUUACCGUCUACGGCUUCGGGAAGGGCUGCUACAUGUCGGCGGACCUGGCGCUGGCUAUCGACACUAUGCCGGACCCGGACGAGGCGUCCAGGUACCUGGGUCUAUGGGGGGUGUCCGCCUUCCUGGGUGCGGGGCUGGGGGGCUUCGCCAUGUCCCUGAUGCUGGAGGUCUUCGGAAAGAUGCUGCCCGAGUCCUAUGGCACAAAAGUGAAGAAUGGCACCUACUGCAUCCAGGGCUAUGUGACGCUUUUGUUGGCCUGCACGGGGUGCCAUUUGUACGUGGCCCACUUGUGCCUGCGCAUCCGUACCCGGCGCCAGUACGAGCAGCAGAACCGUUCUGCCUCAGAGCGGAAGACCAACGCCUUCUUGGUGUCCACGCCGCCCAACGACAAGGAACGGUGGAGCGAGGAUUCGAAGCCGGAGGACACAUCCAAUGCCGUGGAUGGCUGAUGGGUUAUGGCCUAGGCCAAGAAGCUGCGAUUGCCAUAUCGAU
Molecule: messenger RNA, 1892 nt
Organism: Effrenium voratum
Lineage: Eukaryota; Dinophyceae; Suessiales; Symbiodiniaceae
Source: the annotation of a GenBank genome assembly